Ictalurus furcatus (blue catfish) is the source of this 2812-nucleotide messenger RNA. It is a transcript of the gene wnt1, whose product is annotated as wingless-type MMTV integration site family, member 1. Gene Ontology annotation, molecular function: cytokine activity; frizzled binding. Gene Ontology annotation, cellular component: extracellular region. NCBI's taxonomy places the organism in Eukaryota, Metazoa, Chordata, Actinopteri, Siluriformes, Ictaluridae. Bases 731 to 1801 code for a protein of 356 amino acids. Gene Ontology annotation, biological process: cell fate commitment; canonical Wnt signaling pathway; multicellular organism development. The transcript has 3 exons. The record is from RefSeq and is a predicted model, not a curated record.
GUGGACAGUCUCAGUCUCUAGGAGGUUACCAGUUUGGGUACUAGAAAACCCUUUAAGAAAAUGGAAGUGCGAAAAUUAGGCCUAAGAUAAGUAUAAUGGAAAAUUGGUUUAAUAUGUAUUAAUACAAAAUUAAAAAGGUUUAGUAAUAAUCCUUUUAGCCGUUUUGCUAAUAACCCUGUACCACAGUCGCAUUAAAAGCACAGACAACUAUUCUGAUCAACAAAUGUGAAUUGACUUUAAAUAUCAUGCAAAGAAAAUGAAACGCUCAGAACCAAAAGCAGCUUUGGUGGUCAAAAGCCUUUAAUAAGCUAAUAUGUGAUUAAUAUUUAAUGUCACUUGACAUUAUUUAUAGACUGAGUAUAGCACUGGCCCAUCUCCAGUCAAGUCUAACUUAAUAGUUUGUGUUCUGUAUAAUUACAGCCUUCUUUUAUAGCAUAAAAUUAACAUUUAUUUAUUAGGUCAAGGUUAAGAAAAUAUUUCCUGUUUUAUGUGGAGGAUCUUAGAAACCUUACUCCUGGCCUUCUUGGUUGUAACUGUGCUCUGUAAUUUGAACAUCACCACAAAUAAUUCACUGUACUUUUUUUAUUUUAUUUUUUUUUUUACACAUUUAAUUGUACAUUCUGAGUAGAGCAAUGCUACUUCAGGGAGUGAAAAUGUGAAAGAAUGAACAUUGACAAAUUAUUUCACAUUUCUUUCUUAUUCUGCAUAAUCAUAAUGACAGAAAUAAACAAUGCUUGUGACAUUGAGAGCGUACCUUAACGUCAGGCUUAACUUUGUCUCUUCUGCCAGGGGGAUUGUGAAUGUAGCAUCAUCCACUAACCUCCUCACCAAUAGUAAGAAUGUGCAAUUAGCCCUGGACCCUAGCCUUGCUUUGCUAAGCCGUCGGCAGAGAAGGCUGAUUCGGCAAAACCCCGGCAUCCUCCAUGCCAUCGUGGCCGGUCUUCACACAGCCAUCAAGGAGUGCAAGUGGCAGUUCCGCAACCGCCGUUGGAACUGUCCGACAUCCCACACCCCUACAGUGUUUGGCAAAAUCAUCAACAGAGGCUGCCGAGAGACGGCAUUUGUGUUUGCCAUCACAAGUGCUGGUGUUACCCAUGCGGUGGCGCGGUCCUGUUCUGAAGGCUCUAUCGAGUCGUGCACUUGUGACUACCGGAGACGAGGGCCUGGGGGUCCAGACUGGCACUGGGGAGGCUGUAGUGACAAUGUCGACUUUGGCAGGAUGUUUACACGGGAGUUUGUGGACUCCAGCGAGAGGGGCAGAGACCUGCGAUACCUCAUAAAUGUACACAAUAAUGAGGCGGGCAGAAUUACAGUAUCCUCAGAGAUGCGUCAGGAGUGUAAGUGUCACGGGAUGUCGGGCUCCUGCACUAUUCGCACCUGCUGGAUGCGUCUGCCCAGCUUCAGGACAGUUGGAGACUUAUUAAAAGACCGUUUUGACGGUGCUUCCAGAGUGGUGUACGCCAAUAAAGGCAGCAACCGGGCGUCUCAUCGAGCCGACCCCCGCCACCUCCAGCCAGAGAACCCUGCUCACAAACUCCCUUCUGCGCAAGACCUCGUCUACUUUGAAAAAUCACCCAACUUCUGCUCCUACAACAGCAAAAUGGGUACACUUGGGACAUCUGGGCGCACCUGCAACAGUUCCUCACCAGCGUUGGAUGGCUGUGAGUUGCUGUGCUGUGGGAGAGGGUAUAAGACCCGGAUUGAGAAGAUCACUGAGAGAUGUCACUGCACUUUCCACUGGUGCUGCCAUGUGAGCUGCCUCAACUGCACCAGUACACAGACACUGCACCAGUGCUUAUAACAGUUGCAGCAGUUGGCAUUGUUCCUGAGAUCAUCAAUAGGGCAUGGAAGCGGUCGAUGGCUUAGAUUGACCAGGGUGCAAAAACAGAGAAACUGACAGAGAUUGUGUCGUAAUGGGGAUUAAAACAUAAAGCAAAUGACAAGACACGGCAAGACAUACGAUAAUCAGCCAUUUCCUUGAUCUUAUUUUUCUACGUCGAACAGCGCUGUCAUUGAAAUUGUACUGUGAGAGAAAUCCUAAAAGCUGUGCAUUUCUAAAGUGGUUGGGCACAAACCCUACAUUUAAGCAUUUACUGAAAACAUUAUAAUAGUAGAUAUAUAGUGUAUCAAAUGAAAUGAAUGAACUGCAAUGGAGACUACUAUGCACUGCUAUCCACUAUGGCACACAGAGAAGCUAGCCAGUUACUGAGAAGGAUACAGUCCAAAAAUACGUACGGAUUUUGAGGCCAGAACCACCAGUCUCGGGGUUCUGCCAUCUCCUCCCUCUCUUGCUCUCUGAUUCUCCAGGGAGCAAGAAACUGGGAAUCAGGAACUGGACACAAACUCUGACAGAUGUUUCUGUGGCUAGGGAACCACAAGCAUGUUCUCUCAUAAACGGUGAAAAACUCCUACUGCAGGAUAGUACUUUAAAAUAUCAGUGUGUUGUUUUCUUUAGCUGCAGCUCAGCGUUUCUUACAAAAAAUAUAAUAUUAUGUCAAGUACAUCUCAGGCAUUUGCCGUUUCCCAAUUUCUGUAUAGUGUAGGAAUUCUGGACUUCAUCCAAAUUCUUAAGAUUUCCCACUCAAACUCAGCGUACUUCCCGGAAGGCUAACGAUGUCCUUUCAUUUUGUAUUCGUACUCACUACUGUGUGGUAUACCACACCGUGGUACUGAUAAAGAAUGGCUGCAAACAAACAUUAACAAAGAGACCAGAAGUUUCUCGUAAAAUGAAUGAAUGUAGUGACCAAACACUGAACGACACUUCUGAAUUGAUCCGCUUCUUGUGGGCGUACAGAGUGGCACUAAUAACAGA